Molecule: messenger RNA, 2422 nt
Organism: Harmonia axyridis
Lineage: Eukaryota; Metazoa; Arthropoda; Insecta; Coleoptera; Coccinellidae
Gene: Nha1
Product: sodium/hydrogen exchanger 9B2
Exons: 9
Coding region: 89-2134 (681 amino acids)
Biological process (GO): proton transmembrane transport
Cellular component (GO): membrane
Molecular function (GO): antiporter activity
Source: RefSeq, a predicted model, not a curated record
GUUAUUGACGUAUGUACAAGAUACUAGCCUUUAAUCUAUGAUAAGCUCGGGCUCCUAAGGUGAAUUAAAUGAGUGAAGAGUGUCUAGAAUGAAUGUAAUCAAAUUCAGUAUGAAACCGCCUAGGAUAAAAAUAACUAAAUCUGAAGAUGAAGAGUACGAAGAUUCGAUGGCUACCAGAAAAAUUUCGGCCAUGUCGGCCAAUGCAGACAGAAAAGGUCCAGUUAGAAAGAAAAAUCUCUUUACUUCUACCUUGGAUGUACUUGGAAAUAAUACUCAAAGUCCUUUAGUGGAACCACCUUCUUCAAACCGAAGAGUUAGCAUAAUCGGCAUGGACAACCCUGCAUUCGAGUCUCCAUCUAGAAAUAGGAAAGUUUCAGCUACAUCAGAUCAUAUAUUGGAAGGCCCAGUGAGGAAGAAGAGUUCUAUGGUGAAUUCAUUCCAGAAAGAAUACGAUAGUGGAAAAUAUAGUUCCAAUGGAGAUGCACAUAUCAAGAAACAUUCUGUUGCGGAUUCUGUACAUUCAAAAACCAGGUUUUCGGAAAUAGAUGAGGACGAAAAUAGGUCCUGGUGGUAUACUUUCUGCAUAAGGUGUAGAUCAGAGGAGUCACAUCCAUCAUGGCAGCCGACGUUCUGGUCUUCAAUGUGUCCAUAUCCUUUCUGCCCAACAUAUAGGCAAUUCUCAAGACUGAUAGCCCUGGUACUGAUAGGAACACUAUCGUACUGCGUGUUGUACGCUAUUGUUGGAGAAACAGCUGCUCCUGGAGGAAAAGUAUAUACUCUCAUCAUUUUAAGCAUAUGCGCCCAUCUAGGCGGGUGGUUAAUGAGUUUGACAACCCUUCCUGCUCUUAUAGGGAUGCUAUUUGUUGGAUUAAUAUUCCAGAAUGUAGGGGUUGUGGAUAUAGACGACUCGUACUCUAAUAUAACCAAGGAACUUAGGAAUAUUGCGUUGGUGAUUAUCUUAAUCCGAGCUGGACUUGACUUGGAUCCACAUGCAUUGAAGAGAUUGAAAUUCACUGUCGUCAAACUUGGUCUUGGUCCAUGGUCUGUUGAGAUGAUUAGUGUUGCAAUCUUGGCAUUCUACCUCCUGGAACUCCCAUUGAGUUGGGCGCUUCUUUUAGGGUGCAUUGUUGCUGCUGUGUCGCCCGCUGUUGUGGUACCAUGUCUUUUUCGACUCAGAAACAAAGGCUAUGGUGUUGCUAAAGGAAUACCAACGUUGAUAAUAGCUGUUGCUGGUAUUUGUGACGCGUUGUCUGUAGCCAUCUUCGGAAUAGGAAAGAGUAUAAUGUUUUCGGACGACUCCGUGACUUCGCAAAUACUAAGUGGCCCAGUGUCUGUAUUAGGAGGUAUAGGAUUCGGCAUCAUUUGGGGUAUUAUCUGCAAUUACACACCAGAAAAACAUGAUCCCUUUAUGGUACCUCUUAGGAUUCUCCUCCUGUUGGUUGGUGGGAUGAUAGCUGUGUUUGGUAGUGAUCUCAUAGGUUAUGGAGGGGCUGGUCCACUGGGAUGUGUGACCGCGGCAUUCAUGGCUAUUUUCUUCUGGUCGAAUCAAGGUUGGGAAAUUGAAGAUAAUCCAGCAGCUACCGCUUUUGAGAUAUUCUGGAUGAUUUUCGAGCCCAUCCUCUUUGGUGUUACAGGAACACAGAUUAAAAUAAACGAACUCGAUCCAGAAAUUGUGACGUAUUCACUGGCAAUACUGGUAGUUGGAGUGGUAAUCAGGAUUAUGCUCACCAUUGUUAUAGGCAUAGGAUGCAAGCUCAAUUUGAAAGAGAAAUUAUUUGUAGCAUUGUCGUGGAUGUCGAAGGCUACAGUUCAAGCAGCACUUGGCCCAGUCACACUAGGUAUCGUAGCAGAAGAUUCGAUAGAGCACGAGUAUGCCAAGAAAGUACUUAUGGUCUGCAUCCUAUCCAUACUUUUGACAGCUCCAACUGGUGCAAUCCUCAUCUCAAUAGGUGGUCCUCGUCUCCUAACAAAAACAAAGUUCCCAGAUGUACCGGAGGGUUGGCGCAGAAGUCACAGACCGUCAAUCAGAGAUAUAAGUAUCAUAGAUGAAGAAGAAGAAAAAAGCGACAUCGAAACAGCAAAUAUCGAGAAUUCAAUAAGCUAUAAAGAGAAAAGCACAGACGAAAACACAUGAGGCUUUAAAAAUAUGAAAAAAACUCGAUCAUCGCUUGUGUCUUCCUUUUUAUAUAUUUACUCGAUUUUCUGAUGAUUUGUAUCUACUUACUGUGAGAAAGAGUAUUCGGAAGAAAAUCAGUUUCGUAUGAGAAUAACUAAAAUUUUAGCUGUCGACUUUUCGACGAACGAACAAAAAUUGUAUGAAAUAUAAUAUUCAUAUGGAAUAGUGUAAGCAAAACCUAAACUAUGUAAAUAUAGCCGUUAAAGCAAACAUCUCCUAUGGAAUAAUAAAGAUCAAAUUUUUGUA